AUGGCUCAGUUUAUUCCAGUGUUCCACUUAACUUUCCAUCUCUGCACUCUGUUUAUUUUCUUAAUGUUGCUUAUCCAUUAUCGACAAGUCUCGGCUUACAAUGUUUACCGAGUAAAUUCUUAUUCACCUCAAUCACUGCCGUUUGAUGACAAUAGUGACAAUUCAUUGAACAUGUUUUCUGAAAGCGACGAACCUAUUGAUGAUGAAUUCUCGUUACCAAAUCCAUUCGUAAACCGACUGUAUUCAAGUUACUAUCGACCAAGUCCAACUUUCAAAUUACGUCAUGGUAUAGCUCAAAUUGCUCCCUACAAAAAACGCACAAUCCCGUUAGAACUUCAAAAAGCACUGUAUGCUCAUGGAAUUGUUGGUCGCCGUCGUUAG
Molecule: messenger RNA, 381 nt
Organism: Adineta ricciae
Lineage: Eukaryota; Metazoa; Rotifera; Eurotatoria; Adinetida; Adinetidae
Source: the annotation of a GenBank genome assembly